AUGCAGAUCAAAAAGUCGUCAAUGGCUUUGAGCCUUCUGCCUCUGGUUCUGGCUCGCCCAGCUCCUCAGAUGGACUAUGGCGAGAAUUCAGGCAAUGUCGGUGGUGUUUCUCCACAGAUACCCACAGUUACGGUCGCCUCUGGUUCUCUAUACGGCGAUGAGAGCUUGCUUGGUGGUAAUGCUCAAAGACCGCCGACUUCUGGUGGUGACUCUGCCGUUGUUGACGAUGUUGAACUUGUCAAUGGUCAAGAGGCUUCUGAGAAGCUGGGUCUCUACCUCGACUUCAACAGUGAAGAAAUACCACAACCGAUCCGUGGAAGCAAGGGAGCUACUGACCCUGGCCCUAGAACCUAUGAGUAUGAGAAGCUGAACCCCGAUAUUUACGCUCCACCUUCCACAGACCAGGGUGACGUUCCUAACGCCAUGUGGCCUAUGGGUCUGUCCCACAAUAAGCUUGGUAUUGAUCGAGCUGGUUGGGCUCGUCAACAGAACAAAGCCAAUCUGCCAGUAGCGACAGACAUGGCUGGUGUUGACAUGCGACUUGCACCUCAUGCCUACCGUGAGCUUCACUGGCACACUGCAGGUGAAUGGGCAUUAGUACUUAAAGGAUCCGUCCGUGUCGCUGCUAUUGACACUGACGGUAAGAGUUUCAUCGAUGAUGUUACAGCUGGUGAUGUGUGGUUCUUUCCUCCCGGUGUUCCGCACAGUAUCCAGGCGCUGGAUGAGGGCUGUGAGUUUAUUCUUGUCUUCGAUGAUGGAGAAUUCUCUGAGGACGAGACCUUCCUUGCUACCGAGGUCUUCAUGCGCACCCCAACUUCCGUCAUGUCCAAGAAUCUCCAGGUUAAUGUCGAAAAACUCGCAAAUGUGCCGCAAAAGGAGUUGUUUAUCUUCAAUGGGACACCAGCGCCGGCUAAUAUCUCAGAACAAAACAUCACUUCUUCAUCUGGUUCUCUCUCGCCAGCCAAUGGUUACACCUACCACUGGUCUCAGCAGGAGCCAUACACAACAGAAGGAGGCUCUGUCAAGAUUCUUGACCCGACCACUUUCCCGGUUGCUAGUAUGUUCUCAGCUGCUCUUGUUGUCAUUCAGCCAGGCGCCAUGCGCGAGAUACACUGGCACACUACCUCAGAUGAAUGGAACUACUUCCUGCAAGGCAGCGCUCGUAUUACGGUCUUCGCGGCCCCAAGCUCCGCUCGGACGUUUGAUUUUACAGCGGGCGAUGUCGGAUAUAUUGAGGCUGCCAACUCGCACUACGUCGAGAACACAGGUACUGAAGACGUGAUCUUCCUUGAGGUCCUGCAGGCGCCCAAGUUCACCGAUGUUUCCGUUUCCCAGUGGCUCGCGCUAUCGCCUCGCCAAGUUGUCAAAGACACCCUUAAUCUGACGGAUGAGGUCCUUGACGCGCUCCCUAAGGACAAGACUCUCAUCAAGCCCGGUAACCUGAACAUGACUGCCUUAGCUGGUGGCGAGAGCAAUUUUUAG
This is a messenger RNA of Truncatella angustata, 1482 nucleotides long. RefSeq names its product oxalate decarboxylase oxdD. The transcript has 5 exons. Bases 1 to 1482 code for a protein of 493 amino acids. The record is from RefSeq and is a predicted model, not a curated record. Lineage: Eukaryota; Fungi; Ascomycota; Sordariomycetes; Amphisphaeriales; Sporocadaceae. Gene Ontology annotation, biological process: oxalate metabolic process.